Molecule: messenger RNA, 1036 nt
Organism: Entelurus aequoreus (snake pipefish)
Lineage: Eukaryota; Metazoa; Chordata; Actinopteri; Syngnathiformes; Syngnathidae
Gene: dnajb9a
Product: DnaJ heat shock protein family (Hsp40) member B9a
Exons: 3
Coding region: 158-790 (210 amino acids)
Cellular component (GO): endoplasmic reticulum
Molecular function (GO): misfolded protein binding; protein-folding chaperone binding
Source: RefSeq, a predicted model, not a curated record
UCCAUGUAGAUAACCAACGAAGAAGAAAUGCUUGCAACGAUGGCGCCAGCUCUUGUCCGCUCCAUGUCAAGCUAACAUCGUCAUGCUUAUCUGUCCUUUUUAAAUACUUAUCACACUCCGGCAUCUUGGCGUGCACUUGUCUCAUUAAAGGCGAGCAAUGGCCAACGCACAGUCCGCCUUAAAGCUGGCCGUGUGCCUCCUGGUGGUCACAGAGCUGCUUCUGGCCAAGAAGAAUUACUACCACAUUCUGGGAGUGCCUGAGGACGCCACCGAGCGGCAGGUAAAGAAAGCUUUCCACAGGCUGGCUAUGAGGCAUCACCCUGAUAGGAACAACAGUCCGGAUGCAGAAGCCACAUUCAGGGACAUUGCUGAAGCUUACGAAACGUUAUCAGAUGCAACCCGAAGACGCGAGUAUGAUCAGUUUGGUGGCAGCGCUCCUUUUUUCACCGGCGACACGCAGCAGAGGCAGAGAGCCCACCAGUCCUUCAGCUUCAAAUUGGACGACAUAUUCAAGGAUUUUGACAUCCACAGCCACAACCGGCACGCCCGCCACAGAAGACACUUUGACGAGCACUCCCCACGGGAGCCGCACGGUCGACGCAAGAGACAUUUUCAAGGGGCGGGUUUCUUUGACGACGUGUUGGACGACGUCGAGCGAAUGUUUACCUUGCGCAGACACCCGAAGCAGAGCCAGAACGUGUUUGACGGCACGUCCAAGCAGCACUGCAGGACGGUGACGCAGCGCAGAGGAAACAUGGUGACCACAUACACGGACUGCACUGCAUCCUAACAUGCAACAUUUAAAUAUGAUGUUUGUUGUGAUGAUAAAUCAGAAAGUGCUGGUAUUACGGGAUAGAAUACAGCCAUUCCCCAGACUAUACACAGUGGGUGGAUAUAGUGUACUACAGACCGGGGCAAAUUAAGGCCCGGGGGCCACAUGCGGCCCGUUAAGCUUUUCAAUCUGGCCCGCCGGUCCCAAAUCAUUAUUUCAGAUCUUUAAAGGCCUACUGAAAUUAAAUUUUUUUAUUCAAACGGG